Messenger RNA from Nezara viridula (southern green stink bug), 332 nucleotides. The record is from the annotation of a GenBank genome assembly. Lineage: Eukaryota; Metazoa; Arthropoda; Insecta; Hemiptera; Pentatomidae.
AAUGUGAAAGAAAUCUUUUCGUGUUACGUAACAACGCACAGUUGGUCAAAAAGUUUCUCGCCAGUUGUUUGAUGUCUCAGCGGGACCUAGCUUCCUGGAGUGUAAUGUGUGGAGGAGAGAGUUCGUACUCUGGAACCGUCAUUCUUCUGAAGAGAGUUGCCACGAGAGAUCGGCUGGAGGUGUCAUUCAUGUCAGGAUGUUGCCACUUGCUAGAAGACACCAGCUCUAUGGAACGCUUUGAAAUACCGAAAGUUAUAGGAGAUUGGAAAGCUUAGUUCAAUCUGUAUAAAUCUCAUGUUUAUUUAUUACACAAAAACUGUGCUUACACAUAA